UCAUCAGCUUCGAUCUCACUUUGAGACACAAAAGAAAGCUUGUUGUGAGAUUAGAGCACGAUGGCGAGCAAGGUGGCCGCUGUGCUCUCGUGUGCGCUGCUGGUCGUGGCAGCGACUGGCUACUACACUCCUCCCAGCCCUGCCACCUGCGGGCUCAAGGUCGGGUACUACCACGAAAAGUGCCCGCACGCCGAGGCCAUCGUCAAGCACGUCGUCGGCGCCGCCGUCCGCAAGAACCCCGGCGUCGGCGCAGGACUCAUCCGCAUGCUCUUCCACGACUGCUUCGUCGAGGGAUGCGACGCCUCCGUGCUCCUGGACCCGACGCCGGCGAACCCGCAGCCGGAGAAGCUGAGCCCGCCCAACAACCCCAGCCUGCGCGGCUUCGAGGUCAUCGACGCCGCCAAGGCCGCGCUGGAGCGGGCCUGCCCGGGCGUCGUCUCCUGCGCGGACAUCGUCGCCUUCGCCGCCCGCGACGCGUCCGCCUUCCUCGGCGGCCGCGGGGUCAGCUUCGACAUGCCCGCCGGCCGCCUCGACGGCCGCGCCUCCGUCGCCUCCCGCGCCCUCGACUUCCUCCCGCCGCCCGUCUUCACGCUCCCCGAGCUCGUCGCCAGCUUCGCCGCCAAGGGGCUCGGCGUCGAGGACAUGGUCGUGCUCUCCGGCGCCCACACCGUUGGCCGCUCCCACUGCUCCUCCUUCGUCCCCGACCGCCUCGCCGCCCCCUCUGACAUCAACCCGUCCUUCGCCGCGUCCCUCAGGGGCCAGUGCCCGGCGAGCCCGAGCGCCGGCAACGACCCCACCGUGGUGCAGGACGCCGUGACGCCCGACGCCCUCGACAACCAGUACUACAAGAACGUGCUGGCGCACCGGGUGCUCUUCACCUCCGACGCGGCGCUCCUGACGUCGCCGGAGACGGCGAAGAUGGUGUCGGACAACGCCAACAUCCCCGGGUGGUGGGAGGACAGGUUCAAGAAGGCCAUGGUGAAGAUGGCCAGCGUCGAGGUGAAGACCGGUAACCACGGUGAGGUCAGGAGGAACUGCCGGGUGGUCAACUAGCUCCUCCGAACCUGAUCACCAUCGGCUGCAACAAGCUCAAUUUCACUCUUCUUAUGCAUGUAUGUCAUGAUUUGCAUCGCCAUUGUUUCGUUCCAUUUGCUAUGGUGAACUUUAAUUUGUGUAGGUUUGUAUCAUGAUUGGAUCGAGUUGGUAAUAAUGUUAAUAAAGUCGAUCGGUGUUUCAUCUCU
Molecule: messenger RNA, 1241 nt
Organism: Setaria italica (foxtail millet)
Lineage: Eukaryota; Viridiplantae; Streptophyta; Magnoliopsida; Poales; Poaceae
Product: peroxidase 2
Exons: 2
Coding region: 61-1053 (330 amino acids)
Biological process (GO): hydrogen peroxide catabolic process; response to oxidative stress
Cellular component (GO): plasmodesma; plant-type cell wall
Molecular function (GO): heme binding; peroxidase activity
Source: RefSeq, a predicted model, not a curated record